UUCUUGGUUGGAAAUUCGAUAAUCUCAAAUUCCCGCAUUGAAGUUGCAGAAACGUAAUUGAGCGACGGAAGAUGAAUCAAAAUCAGAUAAAGUGGAGUGGCUCCACUUCGCCAUUAAUGCUCUUCUUUCUUAGCAUAUCUUUUUGCGUCACGAUUCCACUUUUCUUCGAAAGCGGAUGAUAUAGAAAGACAAUUCAGACAACGAGAGUUGAGUUGCGGGGGAAGUGGACAAUGGCUCUUCCAACAAUGUUACUCUCAUCUUCCAAUCUCUAUCAUCUCUCAACAAAAUCCCCCAACCUUAUCCUCCCACUUCGCUGUUCUUCUUCAGCCUCCGUUUCGGCUCGAUCCAAGUCCAUCCACUUCGAUCUCAAAACUUAUUGGGCCAAAUUGAUCUCCCAGAUCAAUCGGAGUCUGGACGAAGCCGUUUCGGUUCAGUACCCGGCGCAGAUCUACGAGGCCAUGCGAUACUCCGUCUUGGCCGAGGGAGCCAAGCGAGCCCCGCCGAUUAUGUGCGUCGCCGCCUGUGAGCUCUUCGGCGCCAACCGCCUCGCCGCUUUCCCAACUGCCUGCGCUCUCGAAAUGGUUCAUGCAGCCUCAUUGAUCCAUGAUGACCUUCCCUGCAUGGAUGAUGACCCGUCACGGCGAGGGCAGCCCUCAAACCACACAGUCUACGGUGUCGACAUGGCGAUUCUUGCCGGGGAUGCACUUUUCCCACUCGGGUUCCGCCACAUCGUAUCGCACACUCCGAAUGACCUUGUCCCAGAGGCUCGCCUCCUCCGCGUGAUCACCGAGAUUGCCAGAGCAGUUGGAUCGACAGGCAUGGCAGCUGGGCAGUUCCUAGACCUCGAAGGAGGCCCCAACUCCAUUGAAUUCGUCCAAGAAAAGAAAUUCGGGGAGAUGGCCGAAUGCUCUGCCGUGUGUGGAGGACUAAUAGGUGGAGCAGACGAGCACGAGAUCGAGAGAUUGCGGAGGUACGGGAGAGCAGUCGGGGUGCUGUAUCAGGUUGUGAAUGAUGUUAUGGAGGAAAAGAGGAGGAAAGAAGAAGGAAGAACGAAGAAGGGGAAGCGCUAUGUGGGGAUUUAUGGGAUUGAGAAAGCCAUGGAUGUGGCAGAGGAGCUUAGAGCCAAGGCCAAAGAAGAACUUGAUGGCUUUCAGAAAUAUGGCGAUUCUGUGCAGCCUCUCUAUAGCUUUGUGGAUUUUGCUGCUGAUAGAGGCUUUUCCAUUGGUGAUUCAAGUGAGUAAUUUAGGAUUCAAAAAGAUCAUAAAUUACUUAACAUUAUUGUCUGGUAGUUUACACUCUUCAUUAGAAAUUUAUGAAUGCAUCUUCACUUUAUAGAUGUAAGUAUAAAUAUAUGUUAAAAAGUGGAUUAAACCUUAGCCAUAAUGAGAAUCCGCUGCCUCCAAAACAUUUAUCAGAACUCCCUCAUAUAUCAUAACUAUGAUGCUUACAAAAUAUUAAUAUCCUUCCAUCUUGUU
This is a messenger RNA of Momordica charantia (bitter melon), 1475 nucleotides long. RefSeq names its product geranylgeranyl reductase (gene GGR). Gene Ontology annotation, biological process: isoprenoid biosynthetic process. The record is from RefSeq and is a predicted model, not a curated record. Gene Ontology annotation, molecular function: prenyltransferase activity. NCBI's taxonomy places the organism in Eukaryota, Viridiplantae, Streptophyta, Magnoliopsida, Cucurbitales, Cucurbitaceae.